AUGGAACUCUCGUGGGAUCUUGUUGGUUUUGAAGAGUUACAGAAGAAGAACAGGGAAUUAAGUCAAGAGAUCAUGUCUAUUGUCAACAACUUCAUCUGUGGCCAGCAAAAAGUAGUGAAAACUGCCAUGGUGAAAUUACAUGAUGAAUUGCUCGGUUACUUGAAAGAGUUGUACAGUAAGAAACGGAUUGCUGCAACCCAUCUCAUGAUAUUCAUGAUCUCGGAUGAAUUGCGGAACACAAAACCAUAUGCUGUUCCUGUGAGGUUUUUACCUUACAGUUCCAUAACUGAUGCCAAACUUAGGGAGCUCGAAUUGCAAAUUGAGCAUGUUAUGGUAACUGUGGAUAUGGUAGUUGUUGGUAAGUAUUUAUUUGGUAUUAUACUGUUAUGUAAUGCUGAAAUUAGUAAAAUUGCAAAGUUUGUUUGCGAAAUGUGGUAAAGCUUGGAAAAUAUAGCCUUGUGAAGUUUGCACAUUUUGUACAUGUUUUGUGUAUGUAUUACGUGCGGAAAUUACCAUUUUCGGCUUAAAAGUGGUAGCAAUUUCCGCACGUAAUACAAACAUAUACAAAAUUUGCAAACUUCGCAAGGCUAUAUUUUCCGUAUUUUACAACAUUUCGUAACCAAAUUUGGCAUAUUUACUAAUUUUUAAUAAGUUCUUUUCGGGACUUUCUUUUUUUUUGCCUACAUCAUUUGCCUACAUCAUCCAUUCUAUUCACACUCCUUACAAGUUAAUGAGUUAUUACAAUCCAUAUUUGUUUAUAUGACAUAUAGGUUUUACUACAGACGGUGAAUUCAACUCAUUGAGAACAAAUGGAAUAAACCGCCCUGUUUCAGUUACUGAAUUCAUUAAGAACUCGAAGAAGAAAGCUACAACUCUAACUGUGGAUACUAUAAGCAAUUGUUUUGCAAUGGAUCCGAACGGUACGUACUUCCUAUAUAUUUUAUUUCCCUAAAAACUUUAUAUCUUUUUGGAGAUACUGUACAUAUAAGGGAGCAAUGCUGACGUAAGGGCAUUAUCAGUCCAGCCAAUACAGUGGCAGUUUCAUUAAAUUGUUAUCAUUGAUAUGAAUAUUUAUUAUGGGAGGCAUAAGUGCCCCUUUUUAAGGCGAGAGGAGCCUUUUCCAGGCCCGCCGAGAGAGAUGGGGGGGGGGGACAAAUUUCCUAUUUUCUGUGGGCACCCAGUCAUAUUUAUGUUUUUCGGGCAAAGUACCGAAAUUUGGUAUGGAAAAAGUUGUGGAAAGUGACACGAAAGCAACUAAAACGUUAUUGUCCGUAAAAAAUUUCCCUGCUGGCAGCCGUAUAUGUACAGUACCUUGUAAAUCUGUGGAAGCACUUUUGAUAUUUUCAAUCAUACUGAUAGUUCGGGAAAAUAUCUCACUUUAGGAAAUCCUAUCAAACGACAUCCAUCAGUACCUUUGGAAGAUGUGAUAUGUUUACACGAAUUCAUGUCAUCAGGAGCAGAUGAACCAAUGUCAUUCUACAAUGCACUUCUUCUACUUAGAAGAACGUUGUUUCCAUUCUGUCACGAUCCAUGUCCUUGGGUUAAAGGUAUCCGUAACAUAUUUGAAAUUAAUCAAAAGCUUUUUUGUAAAUUUGAAAAUAAUUUUGAAACAAAAUGAACCACGUUUCGAUGCUUAAGCGCGUGCGUCAAACGUCGUUUAAUUAAAUUUAAUAUUGCUAAAAUUAAAUUGACAAUUACUGUAUUUAACAAAUAUGCGCCGAAGGCGAGGUGAUUAUGGGGGAAUAUUCGCCUAGACGAAGUCGAGGUGAAUAUUCCCCGAUAAUCACCGAGCCUGAGGCGAAUAAUUGUUUUAGUAUUUUUGUGUUUUUUGGGACUGAAUUUAUUUUAAUUUCGCUCAUUUCUUUAUCAGUAUAACUAACGUCCACAAAACGGCUAUAGCCACCAUUUUGAAAAUUUCGGUUUUGUUAUAUUCACCUGUAGGUGAAUAUUAUAUUCACCUGUAGGUGAAUAUAACAGCUUAAUACGUCAAAUUUGACCAAUCAACUUGUACAGUAGGACUUGUUAUGUUCACUUGUGAAAAAAUACUAAAGAAUAUUUAAAAUUGACAAUACACCCUUCACGUCACUUUGGCUGUAGACCCUUGUUUUCGUGUAUGUGACAGCAGUAAAAGGCCACGUCUCAAUCACGAAAACGAGGCUCUAUAAGUUGUAAAUAAGUUGUUUUAACAUUUAAUCGUUAUCAAACUUCAUUCCUAAAUAUUUAAAUUCAGAUACAUGCUUUAUCGUUUAAGUUUUCUUUCAUAGAUCAAUUAAAGGUAUCUGUGGUCUUACGCGUGAGCUGAUUGUUGGCCUCACCGCUAAUCUGGAAAGUCGGGAACUGCGGCGAGUAGAAUAUAUGGAAAGAGGUUUGCGCCCAGAGCACCCAAGAGCGUCUUCUAGCGACGACGUCGAAGGUUUUGUGGCACUUUUGCAUGAAGUAUUAGGUCUGGAAUUUGACCUCAAGCAAUUUUACAGCGAAUCGACAAAGAUCCUGAAUGAGUUCAGGAAAAGAAUAGAUCCAAACCUGGCAUUUUACUAUUGGACAGGUGUAAAAGAUCGUUACAGAGAUUUUGAGCUGCCAUCUUUUAACAAGCCUACUGGACCCGGAAUUGUUGAAAGGCUGGACCAAGUACCAUUCUCCCGUAGAGGUGAUCGCGGGGUGUUUGUUGCUAAUCGAGCUUCCCUUCCACAGCGGGGUCAGCUGACAGCGCGAGCGAAAUUUCAUAAAGCUCCAGUUGAACUACCACCGUCAAACGCUCUAUGCAGGGGGUAA
Molecule: messenger RNA, 2772 nt
Organism: Paramuricea clavata
Lineage: Eukaryota; Metazoa; Cnidaria; Anthozoa; Malacalcyonacea; Plexauridae
Source: the annotation of a GenBank genome assembly